Molecule: messenger RNA, 1305 nt
Organism: Aspergillus clavatus NRRL 1
Lineage: Eukaryota; Fungi; Ascomycota; Eurotiomycetes; Eurotiales; Aspergillaceae
Product: structure-specific endonuclease subunit SLX1
Exons: 2
Coding region: 1-1305 (434 amino acids)
Biological process (GO): double-strand break repair via homologous recombination
Cellular component (GO): Slx1-Slx4 complex
Molecular function (GO): 5'-flap endonuclease activity; crossover junction DNA endonuclease activity
Source: RefSeq, a predicted model, not a curated record
AUGGAGAACAUACAACUAGAACAUUCGAAACCAAUACCGGCCUUCUAUUGCUGUUAUCUACUUCGCUCGACUGUGAGACAUGCCUCUCUUUAUAUCGGGUCAACGCCAAACCCUGCAAGACGGCUCACGCAGCACAAUGGCGUGGUCAAGGGAGGCGCUCGUCGAACUGCAGCCGAAAAGCUGAGACCGUGGGAGAUGGUUAUGAUAGUUGAGGGGUUCAUGAGCCGCCUUGGAGCUCUGCAAUUCGAAUGGGCUUGGCAAAAUCCAGGUUAUUCUCGCCACCUGCGUUCAGAGGAAGAAGGCUUGGAAGCUCCAGGUACUACAAGUACAACAAAGCCAAAGACUACUAGAAGGGCAAAAUCUCAAACUCCACAGCCUCUUGAAUUUGAACGUGAUCCUUCCGUUUCGAAGAGCCUAGGGACACCGAAAAGGAAGAAUCAACGCCGCCGUCGUCCCCAACGAUCUUUGACUACUCAUUUCGCUGAUCUGCAUCGUUUACUACAAUCGCCGUACUUCUCAAACUGGCCCUUGAGAAUACGAUUCUUUUCAGCCGAUGUCUACCAGUCAUGGAAGGCUUGGUAUGAUCGAGUGGAUAUCUUUCUUCCAGGGCAUGUCAACAUCCUCUUAGACGGCAGUUGUCCAGAGAACUCGGCACAGUGUAGUGCGGUUGGAGCCAGGUUUGGUAGUGUUGAACAAGCCAAGGUCAACUAUGAUAUAAUCCAGGACUAUCUGGAAAAAGCCAUGUUCCUUCUAGACGACCCGAAAGAUUUAUCAUGCCGAGUAUGUCAAACUCAAAUUGCCCCAAAAGAACAAUUGGCCGUGGUUUGUCCACAAGCGGGUUGCCAUUGCACCUGUCAUUUACUCUGUCUAUCAAAGAAAUUCCUAGACGCCAUGCCGGAACCGGAUUGUCUCAUUCCGAGACAUGGUGCUUGUCCUGCAUGUAAGGCCACCGUUCAAUGGUCGUUGAUGAUGCAGGAGCUGAGCUUCCGAAGCCGCGGAGAACAAGAAGCAUUGGCGAUCUUGAAAAGGAAGAGAAGACUCGAUCGGAGACAGCAAGUAAUCUCCAAAGCAAAAUGUGCUGGCAAAGGUGUUGACUCGUCAGAUGUGAGGCCGACAUCUGUCGACUUGGACCGUUCCAACAAUAAUGCUUCAGAUGACCUUCUUUUGGAUGACGACUGGUUCGAUGAGUUCGCGUCAGAAUCGGACUCCGAUACUGGUCAUCGAUCAAAGGCCCUCUCAAAAGCUGCACCGAAUCUUGAAACUGUUGUGGAGGACAGUGAAGGCGACGAUUUGGAGUUCUUGUGA